Molecule: messenger RNA, 2316 nt
Organism: Pezoporus occidentalis (night parrot)
Lineage: Eukaryota; Metazoa; Chordata; Aves; Psittaciformes; Psittacidae
Product: prolactin-releasing peptide receptor-like
Exons: 2
Coding region: 305-1396 (363 amino acids)
Biological process (GO): G protein-coupled receptor signaling pathway
Cellular component (GO): plasma membrane; neuron projection
Molecular function (GO): neuropeptide binding; neuropeptide Y receptor activity
Source: RefSeq, a predicted model, not a curated record
AUGGAGAGCAUCCUUCUGCCGGCAGGUCGGGGUGGACGAGGUGAGGGGGGAGAUGGAAAGCAAAAGAUGCUGCAGGAGUCCCUUUGUUCUGCUUCAGGCCAGCACGGCUCCAGGGGUUCUUCCCGACCCGAUCCAAGCAUCCCCACCCGGCUGCUUCAAGCCGGCAGCUCCGUGCCGUGCUGGUUAACCACUUCAUUCCCGACCUAUCCCUACGGAAGCUCCGCUGAGUCUGCCGCGGGCACCUUUGCUCUUAAAGGGUCCCACAUCUCGUGUGGAGGAGCAGUGCUGGCAGCAGGAGACCCCCAUGGCUCACAGCCGCCUGCCCAACGACUCCUGGCACAACGGCUCAGCCCCUCUCUUCACCGGCCUGGACCUGCUCCUGGAGCUCAAGCCGCUCUUCAUCCCGCUCUAUGCCACGCUGGUGGCAGUGGCGUGCACGGGGAACCUCUUCCUCAUCCUCCUCAUCGCCCUCACCAAGAAGCUGCACUGCACCACCAAUUUCCUCAUCGGGAACCUGGCGGUGGCCGACUUCAUCAUGUGCCUGGCCUGCGUCCCCCUCACCGUCUCCUACGCCUUCGAGGCACGGGGAUGGCUCUUUGGGAUGUUCAUGUGCUACUUCGUCACCCUGAUGCAGGCUGCCACUGUCUUCGUGUCCGUGCUGUCCCUCACGGCCAUUGCCAUCGACCGGUACGUGGUGGUGGCGUACCCCAUCCGCAGGAGGAUCAGCCACAGGUCCUGCGUCUGCCUUGUGGCCUGCAUUUGGUUGCUCUCCAUCGUGGCCUCCAUUCCCACCUCGCUGCACACGCACUACUUGGACCUCAACACCAUCGGCCACGACAUGAUCAUCUGUGAGGAGUUCUGGAAGCACGAAGAGCGAGCGCGGCUGCUGUACUCGUGUUUGAUGCUCCUCCUGUCCUACGUGCUCCCGCUGCUGGCAGUGUCCGUUUCCUUCUGUGCCAUCACCUACCACCUGCGGAGGAGGAAGGUCCCGGGCGCUGCCUACCCCUGCCAAGAGAAAUGGACCAAAACGAAGCAGAAGACCUUUCGGGUGCUCACCGUGUCCGUGGUGUGCUUUGCUGUCUGCUGGCUGCCCCUCCAGGUGGUGAACUUCAUCAGAGACAUCGACGAGGAGUUCACCAUCCUGGACAAGAGGUACAUCAACGUCAUCCAGGUCUCCUGCCACCUGAUUGCCAUGAGCUCUGCCUGCUACAACCCUUUCAUCUACGCCUCCCUCCACGACAAGUUCUGGUUCCACCUCAGCAGCUGCUUCUACCGCAAGAAGAAGAGCUCCAGCCUGAUGUCCUGCAGGGCUUCCCGGUUCAACACCUGCUCCACGCUGGCAGAUGCUUCCACUGGGGUCUCGGAGAAGAUCGCUUUGCAAACCAGAUUGUCUUAACUGAAGGUCCUCGAGAGAUCAGUUUUGCUUCUGGACCUGUGUGCACUGUGCUUUAGACGGGAGCAGGUUGGGUGCUGGUUGUGGUGGCAUGUUGCUGCUCCCAGGUCCCUUGUGCCUGCCACAAGGCAAGGAACCGAUGGGCUUCGUGGUGGAGCUGCCAUUAGGAGCAGCUCAAGGAUGUUUUGUUCUUUGGGAACACAAACCGGUGCAGCAACAAGCACCCCAACCAGGCAAAGGCAGCGUAAUUCCAGAGUAAUUCGGAGCAGGAUGUACCUGCCAGCCCACAUAGACAUGCUGGGGCAGGAGGAGGGGUUUUCACCUGACCCAGACAGCAGGGAAGACCCGAGUGUCAGUGAAACAACAGCUCCUUGGUUCACUGCGGCAGAACAAUGGGAUGAGCAAGUUUCCUAUGUGGCUUUUACAGCCCUUUUCCCAUCUUUGGCUUGGGAUAGGACACAGCCUGGAUCUCACCCCUGGCUGGGAUGGGGCACACAGCCUGGAUCCCAGCUCCUGGCUGGGAUGGGGCACACACCCUGGAUCCCAGCUCCUGGCUGCGAUGGGGCACACACCCUGGAUCCCAGCUCCUGGCUGGGAUGGGGCACACAGCCUGGAUCCCAGCUCCUGGCUGGGAUGGGGCACGCAGCCUGGAUCCCAGCUCCUGGGUGAGAUGGGGCACACAGCCUGGAUCCCAGCUCCUGGCUGGGAUGGGGCACACACCCUGGAUCCCAGCUCCUGGCUGCGAUGGGGCACACACCCUGGAUCCCAGCUCCUGGCUGGGAUGGGGCACACACCCUGGAUCCCAGCUCCUGGCUGGGAUGGGGCACACACCCUGGACCCCAGCUCCUGGCUGGGAUGGGACACACACCCUGGAUCCCAGCUCCUGGCUGCGAUGGGGCACACACCCUGGAUCCCAGCUCCUG